This is a messenger RNA of Trichoderma breve, 2334 nucleotides long. Its product is annotated as glycosyl transferase family 90 domain-containing protein. Lineage: Eukaryota; Fungi; Ascomycota; Sordariomycetes; Hypocreales; Hypocreaceae. Bases 1 to 2334 code for a protein of 777 amino acids. The record is from RefSeq and is a predicted model, not a curated record. The transcript is spliced from 4 exons.
AUGUGGCUUCCCAGGGCCGACGAUGCUGGGCCCAGUGCUGGAUACGCUGGGGCAGCUCUGCUAUUUGCUACGCUGGUUCAAUGGCUGUCCUCCCAAGACUCUGAACUUGACACAGAGAUCUUGUGCUGGGCUUUCCUGCCGGUCUUGAUCAAGUCCCUGAGCCAGCCACAGCCUAAAUCGCUGUUGAGACCAGUAGUCUCCGGCAAGGCUAGGGGGGCAUCGUCAUCGCCAUACUCAUUGUGGAUUGUAGCCGUGAGCGCUGCUAUUUAUUCACUUUUCAAGUCGGAGAUUGGAUUAAUCCAAUUUUUGCCUGCACUGACUCCUCUGCUCUUGGCGGUUCAAAAUUACCUUGGAUCCGCCUCAAGGCCUGCUGGCUUAUUUUCCCCUUUGGUGAGCAGCAACUGGGGUGCCAUUCUGGCUGCUUCUUUUGGUGUUCUCACAUUCUCGAAUUGGAGCGUGGACAUUGUCUUUUUUGGAUUAAAUUCAACCGGCAUCAUCAGAACCUUUUUCCUGGCUUUUAUCAAGGCCUUGUCCUGGUUUUUUGUUAUCCAAGUGGCUCGAGAUGCUUCUUGGAUUGUUGCUCCUCUGAUCACCACAUUUAGUAUCUCUUUCACUACUAAUCCAACAAAUGAAUCAUCGGACUUUCAGGCUGUGGCCUACACUUUAGUUUCCGUCAUCACUCUCGGCCAACUAGUCGCUCUGUUACCGAAACAAGCAAAAUUCAGGCUUGUGUUAUGGCUGUUUGGCCUCGCAUCAAUUAUACCCCUUUUAUCCAACCUCUGGAUGAUUCGCGAUGCGCAGCAAUCGGCGAAAAUAUUUGGCCCUGAGCGAGAGCACCCCGUCGAGAGCCUUGUACGCGGCGGCAAGGCCAGCUUUAAGAGUCUUAUCAAGACCCAGUCCAAGUCUUACAAGGAGGCUGUCGAACAAUACCAGCUCCGAUACGAUGCUGAACCGCCGCCAGGUUUCGAAGCUUGGUAUAAGUUUGCAGUUGACAAUGAAUCCCCUAUAAUCGACGAUUUUGACGCAAUCCAUCAUGCCGUGUCACCAUUUUGGAAACUCAGCGGGAAAACAGUGACUGAGACUAUGAGCCAGAUUCACUUCGCGCAAAACAGUGAAAUGUGGUUCUGCAGUUUCAACGGUGAAUCUGCCAUCUCGGACUGUGCGCAUGCUUAUCGAGUUUUCGAUAGACAUCUCAAGGUUCUGCUCGAUACGCUGUUCCAAGGACUAAAUGGCGCUCUUCCCGACGUCAAGUUUCUGGUGAAUCAUUUUGAUGAGCCGCGGGUAUUAAUACCGACGUGGGGAGCAGAAGAGGCCCGUAACCAUCCGCAGUUUAACAUCACCAGCAUGUCCCAUCAACCUAUUUGGGGCGAGAUCACAAAAUUUUGUGCGUCCAAGGAUAAAAGCAAGAAAGCAAAGACACAGUCUUCGUCGCAAGCGUUUGAUCUACCGUUUGUCAUAGAUCAAUCCUCUGCCAUGGAUCUCUGUGAACACCCAGAGUAUCGCAAUAUGCACGGCCUCUUCAUGAGCCCCGUGUCCUUUUCGCUUGUCGAGGGGUUUGUCCCCGCUCUCUCGACCGGCUCGCCUUCGACAAUGGGCGACAUUUUACUCCCGAGUCCUGCAUACAUUGAGGGAGAGUUUAUAUAUGACGACUCAAAAGAGGUCGGCUGGGAUGAAAAGCGUAAUAACCUCUACUGGGCUGGAUCCACGACUGGCGGGUUUGCCACAGAUGCAAACUGGGUAAAUUACCAGAGGCAACGAUUUGUGAAGCUGGCACAAAACAUUGAGCGACGAGAAUUUUACUAUUUGCGAGAGAUUGGCGGUGUAAUCCAGCGCGUUGCGUCAACGUUUCUGAACGGUCGACUCUUUGACGUCGCCUUUACCAGGAUAUUCCAGUGCGACAGGAAAUAUUGCAGAGAUCAGAAGAGGUUCUUCAAGGUCGGUGGCUGGGCAGACAAGGACAAAGCACUCAAGUCACGUCUAGUCUUUGAUCUAGAUGGAAAUGGUAUUAGUGGUCGCUAUUACAAGCUGCUCGCAUCAAAGUCGGCACCGAUGAAGCAAACGCUGCUCAGAGAAUGGCACGAUGAUCGUCUCGUUCCCUGGGUUCAUUACAUCCCAGUUAGCCAAAGCUUGGAAGAGCUCCCCGAGUUGGUGUUUUAUUUGACAUCAACCGAGGCUGGACAAAACAGGGCAAAAGAAAUUGCAGAGCAAGGUCGAGAUUGGUUCUUUAAGGCGCUGAGGGAAAAAGACAUGGCAGUGUACAUGUAUCGUCUAUUAUUGGAGUUGGCGAGGCUACAGGACCCGAGCAGAGAGGCAGGAUUUCCUGCAACCCACUAG